AUGUCCCUAAAACCACCCCUCCUCCAAAAUCAACAACCACAAGGCGACGAAGCCUACGAUUUCGACCUGACUAUUCGCUUCUCUGCCUCCCUUCCUGACCUCUUACUUUCGAUCCCUGCUUCCCUGAAUGCAAAUACAGCGACAAUAAAGCAGCUCAUUCGUUCACGCAUCCCAGAUGAACACGCCAAACACCGCAUUCGAUUGAUCCAUGCAGGAAAGGCCCUCGUGGACGAUGUCCCGCUCUCCGUUUCGUUAAAAAGGAACGUCUCCAGACCGCCGAGUCGGAUUGGCACCCCCGGGCCACACGAUGACAGACCAAAUGGCGCAGCGGGUGGGAUUCCGGGCGGCGGGAGAGUAGACAAUGGGAAAGGCAAACAGCCUGUACGGGAUCCCCCGUCGCAGUCAAGAAUCUACAUCCACUGUUCGAUAGGAGACAUUGUCCUCUCCGCCGCAGAGCUUGCAGCCGAAGCCGCCAUCGCUGCUGCAGCUCAACCGAGAGAGGAUCAAGAUGAGGACAAAGCGGGCGCCCCAAACCAGCAGACUACAACCACACCAGCACCUCGCGGCUUCGACCGCCUCCUCAACUCUGGCUUCAGCGCCGCCGAGGUGCAAUCCUUGAGGCUUCAAUUCCUCGCUAUCCAAGCACACACACAUACUCCCGACACCAUGCCGUCGCCCAACACGUUACGGAAUAUGGAAGAUCGCUGGCUCGAUAACUCCACGGGCGCAAAUACCGAUCUAGGCAUGGAAAUAGGCCCAGGAGGCUCUGCUGGGAUUGGUGACGAGGAUGUUUCAGCCGGAGCUCUGGAUGACAUUAUCUGGGGCACGGCUAUGGGAUUCUUUUGGCCUAUCGGAUGUCUCAUGUGGGGAGUGCGCGAGGAAGGCAUAUGGAGCCAGCGACGCAAAAUGGCGGUGAUUGUAGGAUUUCUACUGAAUAUUGGAUUGGGCAUUAUCAGAUAUACAGGUUGA
Molecule: messenger RNA, 969 nt
Organism: Cladophialophora psammophila CBS 110553
Lineage: Eukaryota; Fungi; Ascomycota; Eurotiomycetes; Chaetothyriales; Herpotrichiellaceae
Exons: 1
Coding region: 1-969 (322 amino acids)
Biological process (GO): protein processing
Cellular component (GO): Dsc E3 ubiquitin ligase complex; endoplasmic reticulum
Source: RefSeq, a predicted model, not a curated record